AUGUUGGUGGUGAAGUUGGGGGGUCCCGUCUACAGGAUCGGCGUGGGGGGAGGGGCGGCCUCCUCCAUCCAGGUGCAGGGUGACAACGAGGCCGAGCGGGAUCUGGGGACGGGAUCUGGGGCCGUGCAGCGCGGGGACGCCGAGAUGGAGCAGAAGCUGAACCGGGUCCUGCGCGGCUGCAUUAAUGGGGACAUUGGGGACCCCGUCAGCUCCAUCCACGACCAGGGCGCCGGCGGCAACGGCAAUGUCCUCAAGGAGAUAUCGGAGCCGGCCGGGGCCGUCAUCUACGCCAGCCGCUUCCAGCUGGGUGACCCCACGCUGAGCAUCCUGGAGCUCUGGGGCGCCGAGUACCAGGAGUCCAACGCGCUGCUGGUGCGGCCGGAGGCGCUGGGCUGCUGCGGCGGCUGGCGGAGAGAGAGCGCUAGAGAGCGCUGUCCCCUCAGCGUGGUGGGGACAAUCACCGGGGAUGGACGGAUCGUGCUGGUCGAUGACCUGGCCUCGCCAGUGCCCGAGGGGGGGUCCCACGAGGGGCUCCCCACCCCCGUCAACCUGGAGCUGGAGUGGGUGCUGGGCAAGAUGCCCCAGAAGGAGUUCCACCUGUCGCGGGCGCCGCUGCCCCGGCGCCCCCUGAGCCUCCCCCCGGCGCUGUCGGUGCGGGCGGCGCUCGAGAGGGUCCUGAGGCUGCCGGCCGUGGCCAGCAAGAGGUACCUGACCAACAAGGUGGACCGCUCGGUGACGGGCCUGGUGGCGCAGCAGCAGUGCGUGGGUCCCCUGCACACGCCGCUGGCCGACGUGGCCGUGGUGGCCCUGUCGCCGUUUGGGGACAGCGGCGCCGCCACCGCCAUCGGCGAGCAGCCAAUCAAGGGGCUGCUGGACCCCGCGGCCGGGGCGCGGCUGGCGCUGGCCGAGGCCAUCACCAACCUGGCGUUCGCACGGGUGACGCACCUCAAGGACGUGAAGUGCUCGGGCAAUUGGAUGUGGGGCUCCAAGCUGGGCGCCGAGGGCGGGGCGCUGGUGGCCGCGUGUGACGCGCUGGUGGCGGCCAUGCGUCACCUGGGCGUGGCCAUCGACGGCGGCAAGGACUCGCUGAGCAUGGCGGCGCGCGUGGGCACCGACACCGUGAUGGCACCCGGUGCGCUGGUGAUCUCGGCCUACGCCGUGUGCCCCGACGUGACGGCCACCGUGACCCCUGACCUCAAGUGUCCCAACGACCGCGGGACCCUGCUGUGGGUGCAGCUGAACCCCGGGCGGCACCGGCUGGGCGGCUCCGCCCUGGCCCAGGUGUUCGCCCAGGUGGGCGACGAGAGCCCCGACCUGGACCGGCCCCAGACCCUGGAGAGCGCCUUCAACGUCACCCAGGAGCUGCUCAAAGAGCGCGUGGUGACGGCGGGCCACGACGUCAGCGACGGUGGCCUGCUGGGCUGCCUGCUGGAGAUGGCCUUCGCCGGCAACUGCGGCGUCACCGUCACCGCGCCCGCGCCGCCCGCCGGCGUCACACCGCUGGCGCUGCUCUUUGCCGAGGAGCCGGCCCUGCUGCUCGAGGUCCCGGCCGCGGCCGCCGUCCCCGUGUGCCGCCGCUACCAGGACGCCGGCGUCACCUGUGUCCCCAUCGGCCACAGCGGCCCCUACGGCCCCCCGCGCCAUGUGAGGGUGACCGUGGGUGGCCAGGAGGUGCUGGCCGAGCCCGUCGGGGACCUCAGGGGAGUUUGGGAGCAGACGAGUUUCCAGCUGGAGCGGCUGCAGGCCACGCCGGCCUGCGUGGAGCAGGAGCAGCAGGACCUGGCGACGCGCUGGGGACCCGAGUUCAGCGUCACCUUCGACCCCGACUACGUGGCACCGGUGGCGCGGAGCAUGGAGCUGCCGGGGCCGCGCGUGGCCGUGCUGAGGGAGGAGGGCAGCAACGGCGACCGCGAGAUGGCCGCAGCCUUCGCCAUGGCCGGCUUCCAGGUGUGGGAUGUGACCACCCAGGACCUUUGCUCAGGCUCGGCCUCCCUGGACGGGUUCCGGGGUCUCGCUUUCGUGGGCGGCUUCAGCUACGCCGACGUGCUGGGCUCGGCUAAAGGCUGGGCCGCCUCCAUCCUCUUCAACGCCCGCGUCCGCUCGGAGCUGGAGCGAUUCCGCACGCGGCCGGACACGUUCAGCCUGGGCGUGUGCAACGGCUGCCAGCUGAUGGCGCUGCUGGGCUGGGUGGGGACAGCCUGGGCGUGUGCAACGGCUGCCAGCUGA
Melospiza melodia melodia is the source of this 2226-nucleotide messenger RNA. Its product is annotated as phosphoribosylformylglycinamidine synthase-like. The record is from RefSeq and is a predicted model, not a curated record. Lineage: Eukaryota; Metazoa; Chordata; Aves; Passeriformes; Passerellidae.